Molecule: messenger RNA, 3411 nt
Organism: Babesia bigemina
Lineage: Eukaryota; Apicomplexa; Aconoidasida; Piroplasmida; Babesiidae
Product: WD domain, G-beta repeat containing protein, putative
Exons: 3
Coding region: 1-3411 (1136 amino acids)
Biological process (GO): positive regulation of transcription by RNA polymerase I; positive regulation of rRNA processing
Cellular component (GO): nucleolus
Molecular function (GO): protein binding; RNA binding
Source: RefSeq, a predicted model, not a curated record
AUGGAAGAUAGCCCGAACCGCCGCUCGCCCGGCGCCCACAACGCGGAGGCCCAGACGCCGGGCGCUCAAUCCGUGGAUCGCGGGUCAGACGGCGCCGCAGUUGGCGCCAAUACACCCGUGGUUGCGGGUGGUUACAUUGUGGGCGAGCGUCCGGCGCUGGUGAACGGCGGUCGCUCACUGGCGGUGGUGAACAACCAGAAGUCCACCAUAUACGAAUGCAAACGAGGUCAGAAAGUGGCAGAUUGCACGCUUCACGAUGACAUGAUCGUUUCCUGCGACACCUUCGCAUACGCCGAUGAUAUCGAUCUUGUCUUCACGGCGUCGAACGAUGGGAUACUGAAGAUCCUGGCAGUGGCGCAGCAGGAUGGUGGUACCGAGGAGCGAGCCCUGCUUGCGACAUUCCGCAUCUCGAACGGGGGGCUGCUCAGCGUGAGGCCUGCGAAAUCAAGCGGGCAGCUGGUCGGCGUGUACGCCAGUGGAGAGGGCACGGAAGAAACAACUGUGGUCCUCAUCGAACUGGAUUACGCAGCGCUGCUGGAUCCGGAUAUUCAAUUUCCACUCGAUCAGCCGAUACCGAUAUACGGCGGUGGAGUGGGUGGCGACAAUGGACAUCACGGCGGUUUCGCUAACACCGUCGACUCGAUGGAUGUGGAUGUUGCUAAUAAAAACGUAGCUGUAAAGGGGGCGGGGGACGCGGUUGUCGACAAAUGUAGUUUUGGUGGCAGUGACGCUUUGAGCGAUGCGACGGGCGGUGGUGCAACGGUGAACAUGGGCGAUGGCCAACAUGGCGGAACGCCAAGGAGCGCAGAUUCUGUGCGGAACAGUGCCGAUUUGUGUCGCACAUUGCACAAGAAAUUUGUCAAAUCACGUCGGACACUGUGCGUCUUGCCCUCAAGAGUGGAUGUCUUUGCGACGGAUGCGGAGGUCGACGCCAUCGCCUUCGCAGUUGGCAAAACCGCGAUGAUACUGAAUAUGGCGGCACGCAAGAUAGUGUUUUUCGAGUGUUUCGCAAGCAUCAGCUGCAUCGCAUUCUCAGAUUCGAACACGUUCGCCGUUGGUGACUCACGGGGCAGGAUAGCCGUGUACUGCAUCGAUACCACGAAGGAAGCGCCUGCCACCGACAACCUCGUCAUGACCUGCAACCUGCCCAACGACACAUUCGAGCUCAACGCCACGCAGUUCAGAAAAGUGCUGCUGGCCUUCCACUCCUCGUAUGCCGUCAUUCGGGAUGGGUCGGACAUGGGCGCUUUCGAAAACUUCAAGAAAGUGACCGCCUCGGUCAACACGCUCAUAUGGCACGCGCACGGAGUUAACUGCCUGGCCUUCAAUUCCAACAGCACGAUGCUUCUCUCUGGCGGAGAGGAGGGAGUCCUGGUGGUCUGGCACCUCAGCUCCGGCGCCAAGAAAUUCGUCACGCGGCUCGGCUCAGCGAUAUUCCACAUUUUGUGCCAGCCGGACCACGGGUGGUACAUACUUUGCUGCGAGGCCAAUGAGAUACUUUUCAUCGACCCUUUCGCGCUAUGCAUUCGCGGCAGGAUAGCUAGCGUGGCGGUGCCGGUGUACGUGGGCAUGAAGGUGAACAAGGACGUCAGCCUUACAGCGAUGCCACACGGCCCAUCGUCAGCGUCCUUGGCGGGAGGUGUACACGUCGACAUCAACCGGGCAAAUGUGUCGCUGACCAUAGGUGACUGUCCCACGACGCCCCUCAUUGAGCACUGGCCCAUGACGGUGGCAGACUGGGUUUCGCCGGCGGGCGACUGUCCUCCAGAGGUGGUGGGAGGCAACGUUGCCGUCUACUCACGGUCGAACAAGCUGCAGAUAUACAAUUACGUUCAUGACCGCGAAGUAGGGUCGCUCACGCUGAAGAACGUAAACAUACUGAGCCGGCAGGAUGACGAAUUCGGGCAGGAUUGGGAACUCGAGGGGCUGGCCAUAAGCACGGACGGGCGAGUGGUGGUAACCGUCCAGUCGCGAAGCGUGAUGAACUCCCCGUCGACCGCAGAUGCAGAGGGAAACCUGGGGAUGCUGCCAGCGUUUGAACACGAGCUGCUGCGAAACAACAAGAAGGGGUUGCUUAAAUUCUGGGUAAGGCAAGCUGCCGACGCUGGCAAUGGACACGAUACGGGGCACUAUGAGGAAAAUACUAAAAUAUCCAACCCGCAUGGACAUCGCACGACGUCCAUACGGCAACUGAACAGUGACUACGCAUUCCUCACCACGUCCCUGGAUUCAGAAUUCAAGCUGUGGCACCUCAUCCGCAAACGCGUGCUUCAGAGCGAUGACGUCUUCGCAACUUACAAGACGCUGCAGAUCGGGGAAUCCGACAGGAACGUGAAUCUCGACGAGCCUGGGAGCUGCAUGUGGUUGUGCGUCGCGGUUGGUUCCUACAAGAACCUGCCCUGCUUCUCCAGUUCCCUGGCGAUGUCCGGGGGUCUCAUUGCCGUGUCGCACGAUGUCGUAGUCACAUUCUGGCGCACGGACGCGCAAUGCAGCUCGAUAAAACUGCUUGGCGCAGUGCCGCUCGUCGACGACAGUGAGCCCACGCUCGACGAGGAGGAUAUGCAGGGGUUGGGAGGGCACCACAUGCUGGCGUUCAUCCACCCCGAUCAGCCAAGGCUGAUCCUACACUCCAAGCGGUCGCGGCUGGUAGUGGUGGACGUGGCGUCGGGUGUAAUCGUUUGGUCAUACCCACUGGCAGAGGGCCAGGUGGUUGAUCAGGUCAUCUACUCCCCGCAGCUACCGAACCUGCUGGUUGUUGCUACAAGCACUAUUGACAUCACGUCCAACGAGUGUUCCGGAGCAUUAGAAAUGUUCUGGCUCAAUCAGACCGAAGGCAACGGUUUUGAGAUCGAGCGGUUCUAUGUCGACCAGCGUGAAAUAUCGAAAAUCGUGCUCAACAUGUGUCUGACACCCUCACCGCACGUCAGAGGAUCGGCAGGGAGGAAGUCACAGAAGGGCGAGACUGCGGCGCCUGCGUUUGAUCGCAAUGCCCACGCGUCGGCACUCGUGCUGCUGACAUCCAACUUCAACCUGGAGACUGUAAGCAUCGUAUCGGAUCCAUUCAGCCACCAAACACCGCGUGUCCAAGGCGUAAAACGGGCCCAGACGACGUUGCCAAGUCUACGGAAGGUCCCUUCGAUGCAAAGGACGCCGCAUUUCGAUGUAGUCAGCUCGAUAUUGGCGGCGCUGCGCUCGGACGCAGCAGGGCAGAAGAAGCGCGCCAAGCACAACCUGGCGGAGCAACUGUGCAAGUCGACGGAGUGGCAGCACCGGGUACGUCACCCGAUGCCCAAGAGCGUACUGGGCGCUAUGGUCGACGCCGGGUGCCCUACCUGUGCGCUACCGCCACCAAAUAUCGUGCUGAACCGGCUCCUACAUGUGGCGACGGUUCGACACCUCAGACAGAGCUAA